Molecule: messenger RNA, 924 nt
Organism: [Torrubiella] hemipterigena
Lineage: Eukaryota; Fungi; Ascomycota; Sordariomycetes; Hypocreales; Clavicipitaceae
Source: the annotation of a GenBank genome assembly
AUGGCUCCGGCCUUGAUUGUUGAUCUUACCUCUGAGAUCACCACCAGACGUCCGCAUCUCCCACCAGACACCGCUGCUCACGACACUAGGCGAGAGCGUGAAUGGAGCUCUGCGUCAUCAUGUACUCUUGAUAUCGAGAUUUCUGACUCUGACGAGGAUACAUCCUACAGCCCUCCAUUUUUGGAUUUGACAGCCGACUUGUCAGAGUCCAAUGUCCCACCAAUAGAGCCAUUUCUGAGUCAGGUCGUGUGCAGGACAGGCCCGAUACAAAUCGACGACUUGAUUAAAAUACGUCGGCAAACUAUAGGAUCUUUGGAAAUUGACUUUCUUCUCGUCACCUCCUUCAUCGUUGAAUCGACGGGGGAGACAACCAUCUACGGCAUGCCCUUGAUUCGUUGCCCAAAGGCGCUGGGAAGACUUGUGCAAGACUUUUAUGAGCUAUGCUUAGUGCACCGUUUUGAGAGGCGAGGUACCGGGUCUUGGGGUGAUUAUACACCCUUAAGUGUGCGUCCAGAGGAUGUUAUACAAAAACGGAAUAUCACCUUUACAAACAGAUCGUAUACUACGCCCCCUAACGUUUCUCGAACCGGGGACGGUCAGUUGACCUGCCGCUGGAAACUAGAGUGCUACUAUAAUUCAACAGCCAAUACAACGAAACCAACAGAAGAAGCUUUCAAACGACUCUCUUCAAAUGACGACCUACCACAUGGUAACUGGGUUGACUCGGCCACGCUUAAGAAUAACUGGCGUGGAUCCUCUAUAACAGAACGAUUCCAAUCAUCCAACAUUAAGGCGGGGCCAGGAAAUCACCGACGACAAUAUACAUUCUUUGAUGCCUUUGCUGGAGCUGGAGGAGUUUCCAGAGGCGCACAGAAUGCCGGGUUCAAGGUGAGAUACGCUGUGGACAAGGCAACGGACGUAUAG